Condylura cristata (star-nosed mole) is the source of this 2043-nucleotide messenger RNA. RefSeq lists its product as uncharacterized. The record is from RefSeq and is a predicted model, not a curated record. The transcript has 8 exons. Gene Ontology annotation, molecular function: GTP binding. Lineage: Eukaryota; Metazoa; Chordata; Mammalia; Eulipotyphla; Talpidae. Gene Ontology annotation, cellular component: endoplasmic reticulum. Bases 1 to 2043 code for a protein of 680 amino acids.
AUGGGGCGCAUUCAGGGUGUUCGUGGGCAGCUCCAGGGGGCAGGGCAGAGUGAGCGCCUGCCCAGUGACCCCCACUCAGCCUACACGGCCAGCCCCCGAGUCCAGACCAACACAGAGCCCCCGGUCGCCCCAGUCCAGACCCCCACGGAGCCCCGGGCCCCCCACGCCCCGGGCGUCUCGGCCUUAAGGGACAGCGGCAGGGCAGACCCCACGGGUAACCCCGCGGACGCGGACUCCAGCUCCCCGCCGCGGGCGGACCCCGCAUUACAGGAGCGUGUACGGUCCUGGAUGCCACUCACUGGGCUGUUUGUGUACCGCGACUUAGUGGGACCGUCCCGCGAGGUGUCUGGAUCCUUCCACAGAGGACUGAAUUUUCCUGCUGGACCAGGGCGGGGUGUGGGUCCGUACCCGCCCGUGAACGGGCUACAGCGGGCCCUGUGCACGCAGCAGGGUCCUCAGGAAGGCGCAGAAGACGCCCCGCUGACCCCGCGGGAGCCCCGGCUGAGGCUCAUCCUGGUGGGGAGAUCGGGCGCCGGGAAGAGCGCCACGGGCAAUAGCAUCCUGCGCCAGCGCUGUUUCGAGCCCCGGCUGGGGGGCUGCGCGGUCACCACGGCCUGCCGCGUGGGCAAGGGCCGGUGGGGCCGCUGGCACCUGGACGUCGUGGACACCCCAGACCUGUUCGGCGCCGACGUGCCCCCGAGCGACCCACGCUGGUUGGAGCGGGGCCGCUGCUUCCUGCUGUCGGUCCCGGGGCCGCACGCGCUCGUCCUGGUGUGCCGGCUCGGCCGCUUCACGCCCCAGGAACAGCAGGCCUGGCGGCGGGUCAAGGCCAUGUUCGGGCCCGGCGCGGCGGCGCGCACCGUCGUGGUCUUCACGCACAAGGAGGUCCUGGAGGGGGGCUCGCUGCUGCAGUACGUGCGCCGCAACGGCCCGCGCGCGCUGCAGGAGCUGCUGGCCGAGUGCGGGGAGCGCGCGUGCGCCCUGGACUACGGCGCGGCGGGCGCUGAGCAGGAGGCGCAGCGCCAGGGGCUGCUGGCGCUGCUGGAGGGCCUGGUGGAGCCCCACGAGGACGAACCCCACACCAACUCCGUGUACCUCGUGGCGGCGAACGCGGGCCUCGCGACCCCAGAGAAGCAUCUCCACAGGGUGGCCCUGCGCGUGGCAGAGCACAUGAAGAGCCCCUGGGAGCGCUGCCUGGCUGCCGGGCCCUGGCCCUGGAGGACGCUGUUCUGGGCCGGCUGGUUGGGCCUGCUCAUCCUGCUCAACGUCCUGAUCUACUGGGUGUUCGAGUCCCGCCGGGGGCCCAGCAUGAGACCCGGAGCUGCAGAGGGAGACCGCAGCUGGGGCGGGAGGAGCCUCCUGGUGGUCGGCACGGCCCCCGUCCAUGAGACAAAGGCCCUGACCAGGGAGCCAGUCCAGGACACGGGGGACUGCUACCUGCUCUCGCCCCAGCCUGCUGCCGGUCACCCAGCUCGGCCGCUUCACCGAGGAGCUGUGGGAGCGCGAGGUCUUGGGCGGAGCCGUGAGCACGUGGUGGCCCUGUUCCCCCGCAAGGAGGACCCGGGGAAGCCGUCUGAUGUCCGCACUUCAAAAUUCGUGGCUUGGUGCCACGAAAUAACCUUCGUGUCCGAGGAGCCGCAGGCCGGGGCCGACCCAUGUACCAAGCACCCCGAGGCGGGGAGGAACCGAGACUGGGGACCCCCUGGCCCGCGGGCGUGGACAGGCCCCCAGGAGGUCAGUAGCCUCCUCUCACCGCCUCCUCUCGUCUCGGGCGUGCAGCCAGUAGAGCAGAACAGAACAAGCAGCCUCGAGCUUCCUCCCAGCGAAAGCUCGAAAGCUCGGGGCGCGCAGCACCCGCCGCCAGCUCGCGGCAAAGGCGGGCGGACAGCGCCCCCUGCGGCCGCCGGCUGCCCGCACCUGCCCCUCCGCGGCGCGGCGCCGCUCUGGCAGCCCCGGCGGCGUCCGGAGUGCCCGAAGCCGGCUCGCGACCCCGCGCAGCGACUUCAGCCGUCACCGAGCUGGGAGAGCAAGUCGCCUCCCUGA